Messenger RNA from Dioscorea cayenensis subsp. rotundata (Guinea yam), 2101 nucleotides. Its product is annotated as plastidial pyruvate kinase 2. Gene Ontology annotation, biological process: glycolytic process. Gene Ontology annotation, molecular function: potassium ion binding; magnesium ion binding; pyruvate kinase activity. The transcript is spliced from 12 exons. Bases 177 to 1904 code for a protein of 575 amino acids. NCBI's taxonomy places the organism in Eukaryota, Viridiplantae, Streptophyta, Magnoliopsida, Dioscoreales, Dioscoreaceae. The record is from RefSeq and is a predicted model, not a curated record. Gene Ontology annotation, cellular component: chloroplast stroma; cytoplasm.
CUUCGAUGAGAACAAGCUCUCGGCUUCGAUGAGAACGAAGCUCGAUUUCCUUCUAUUAAUGGCGGCUUGAGCUCCCCUACGAUCUCCCCGAGGAUAGCACUACGAACGAAGCUCUUGCUUUGUUCUUCCCCUCUCUCUACUAGGUUUUUCAUCGUGAGCUUGAGGAGGUGGUAGCGAUGGCGCAGGUGGUGGCGGCUGUUCGAACCGUGCAGGUUUCAUGCCCUGGAUCCGGUCGUGGGGGAGUCUUGCGUGAAAAGCUUAAGCCGGAGAGUGUUCCGAUGAGGUUCUACAAAGCGAAGGAGAGGAGUAGUAAAGGUCGGUGCUGGUCGCCGGUUGUCGCCGUGGCUAAUAGAUUGUCUCGGCUUGAGACUGAGGUUCUCCCUGUCUCGCCGGAAGAUACUGUAAAGGAUGAAGAGCAAUUCAGGCAUCUGAAGGGGAUGCAGCAACUUAAUGAUGGAUCGUCUGGGGUGUGGUUGAAACCCAAUGUGAGGCGCAAGACAAAGAUUGUGUGUACCAUAGGUCCCUCUACCAACACCAGGGGGAUGAUUUGGAAGCUUGCGGAGGCUGGUAUGAAUGUUGCUAGGAUGAAUAUGUCUCACGGAGACCAUGCAUCCCAUCAGAAAGUCAUUGAUUUGGUUAAGGAGUAUAAUGCUCAAUCAAAAGACAAUGCUAUUGCAAUUAUGCUUGAUACCAAGGGUCCAGAGGUUCGGAGUGGUGAUGUGCCACAGCCAAUUGACUUAGCACCUGGUCAAGAGUUCACCUUCACAAUAAAAAGAGGGGUUAGCACAGAGAACUGUGUCAGUGUCAAUUAUGAUGACUUUGUUAAUGAUGUUGAAGUUGGUGAUAUGCUCCUUGUAGAUGGAGGAAUGAUGUCCUUGGUGGUUAAGUCUAAGACUGAAGAUUCUGUUAAGUGUGAAGUCGUUGAUGGAGGCGAACUUAAAUCAAGGCGGCACCUAAAUGUUCGAGGGAAAAGCGCUACUCUUCCAUCUAUCACUGAAAAAGAUUGGGAAGAUAUCAAGUUUGGCGUGGAGAAUGGAGUAGAUUAUUAUGCAGUUUCAUUUGUCAAAGAUGCACAAGUUGUCCAUGAAUUAAAGGAUUAUCUACGGGACUGUGGUGCUGACAUACAUGUGAUGGUGAAAAUUGAAAGUGCCGACUCCAUUCCAAAUCUGCAUUCCAUUAUUACUGCAUCUGAUGGGGCUAUGGUGGCCAGAGGUGACCUUGGAGCUGAACUCCCAAUUGAGGAGGUUCCGCUAUUGCAGGAAGAGAUUAUCAGGUUGUGCCGGAGCAUGGGAAAAGCUGUUAUUGUAGCAACAAACAUGCUGGAAAGCAUGAUUGUUCAUCCUACACCAACACGGGCAGAAGUGUCAGACAUUGCCAUUGCAGUGCGUGAGGGAGCUGAUGCAGUCAUGCUUUCUGGUGAAACCGCUCAUGGAAAGUAUCCGCUUAAAGCUGUGAAGGUCAUGCAUACAGUAGCUUUGAGGACUGAAGCAACCAUUGUUGGAGGGGAAAAACCAGCUAAUCUCGGUUUGGCUUUCAAGAACCACAUGAGUGAAAUGUUCGCUUACCAUGCAACAAUGAUGUCAAAUACUCUAGGGACAUCAAUCGUAGUAUUUACCAGAUCUGGAUUUAUGGCUAUUCUGCUUAGCCACUAUCGACCUUCCGGAACCAUAUAUGCCUUCACAGAUAAUGAGAGAGUGAGGCAAAGGCUAGCCCUUUAUCAAGGCGUUUGCCCCAUAUAUCUGCAAUUCUCAAAUGAUGCUGAAAAGACCUUCACUGAUGCUCUCUCUUACUUGCAGAAGCAAGGAAUGGUGAAGGAAGGUGAGGAGGUAGCACUAGUACAAAGUGGUAAACAAGCCAUCUGGAGGUCUCAUUCCACACACAACAUCCAGGUCAGAAAGGUAUAAAAGUUACAAAGCACAUGGAUACAUGUCUACCAAUCUGGAGACUUCCAACUUGUUGAGCUAUCGAAAAAUCUUUUCAAACUUAUUAUUGUUGUUGUUAUGAUUGUUCACUAUUAGAUUGUUUGAUCUAAAUGUUAGAUUGCUUAAGAUUGAUUGCAAACUUAAAUAAAACUCUAGACUCCGUUCCUAGAUUUGCUGUC